GCGGGGGACGUGCCGCGCGAGCGACCAGAGCACCGAGUCGCCCCCGGCGCGGGCCCAGCAGCCAGGCGGGCAGGGACGGGCAGAGGCGCGCCGGCGAGCGGCGGCAGACAGCUGGUUCACUGCACACCACCAGUGGGGACGGACCUGAGCUUCAGCGGCCAGCGGCGUGGGCUGGACUGAACAGGCCCCAGGUCUCAGGCCUGCCCGAGUCCCCUUGGAACAGCUUCUGUCGGGGACGAGCAAGCAGCCCUUCUGGCCAUGGGAGGGGCCGUGGUGGACGAGGGCCCGACAGGCAUCAAGGCCCCAGAUGGGGGCUGGGGCUGGGCCGUCCUGCUGGGCUGCUUCGCCAUCACGGGCUUCUCCUACGCCUUCCCCAAGGCGGUCAGCGUCUUCUUCAAGCAGCUCAUGCAUGAGUUUGGGAUUGGCUACAGUGACACAGCCUGGAUCUCCUCCAUCCUGCUGGCCAUGCUGUACGGGACAGGCCCGCUCUGCAGCGUGUGUGUGAACCGCUUCGGCUGCCGGCCAGUCAUGCUGGUGGGUGGCCUCCUGGCAUCCCUGGGCAUGGUGGCCGCCUCCUUCUGCCAGAGUGUCAUCCAGCUGUACCUCACCACAGGGGUCCUUACUGGCCUGGGACUGGCGCUCAACUUCCAGCCGUCACUCAUCAUGCUAAACCGCUACUUCAGCAAGCGGCGCCCCAUGGCCAAUGGGCUGGCGGCGGCGGGCAGCCCCGUGUUCCUGUGCGUGCUGUCCCCGCUGGGCCAGGUGCUACAGGACCAGUACGGCUGGCGGGGUGGCUUCCUCAUCCUGGGCGGCCUGCUGCUGAACUGCUGUGUGUGCGCCGCUCUCAUGAGGCCCCUCGAGGUGCCCCGGGCGGGGGCGCAGGCGGGGGCAGGGCUGGGGCCCCAGCGGCCGGCCCCCCGGCGUCUGCUGGACCUGAGCGUCUUCAAGGACCGCGGCUUCCUUAUCUACGCGGCGGCCGCCUCCGUCAUGGUGCUGGGGCUGUUCGUGCCGCCGGUAUUCGUGGUGAGCUACGCCAAGGACCUGGGUGUGCCGGACGCGCGGGCUGCCUUCCUGCUCACCGUGCUGGGCUUCGUGGACAUCUUCGCCCGGCCCGCCGCCGGCUUCAUCACAGGGCUCCCCACGGUGCGGCCCUACUCCGUCUACCUGUUCAGCUUCGCCAUGUUCUUCAACGGCAUCACCGACCUCACGGGCUCCACGGCGGGCGACUACGGCGGCCUGGUGGUCUUCUGCAUCUUCUUCGGCAUCUCGUACGGCAUGGUGGGGGCCCUGCAGUUUGAGGUGCUCAUGGCCGUCGUGGGCACCUCCAAGUUCUCCAGCGCUAUCGGCCUUGUGCUGCUGCUGGAGGCCAUCGCCGUGCUCGUCGGGCCCCCAUCGGGAGGCAAACUCCUGGACGCAACGCACGUCUACCAGUACGUGUUCAUCCUGGCGGGGGCCGAGGUGUUGACCGCGUCCCUGGUGCUGGCGCUGGGCAACUUCUUCUGCAUCGGGCGGAGGCCCGCUGCGGACGCGGAGGGGCCGGAGUGCCCCAAGCCCCCUGCGGACGGCAGAGUGGACUCCAGGGAGGUGGAGCGGUUCCUGAAGGCAGAGCCUGAGAAAAACGGGCAGGUGGCUCACACCCCGGAAACGAGCGUCUGAGCCGGAGCCCGCGGGGCCCGUUCGUUUCACACAGGACUGGUGUGGGAAGCGGAGCGUCACCUGUACAGUAUUUGUCAGGGAAGGCGGCGGGUAGGAACCAGGUCAUUCCAAGCGGAUCUGCAGUAAAGCCAAGUCGAGGUCACCAGCCGUGUGCACCAGGUGCCUAGCCUGCUGACCCCUGA
Molecule: messenger RNA, 1838 nt
Organism: Rhinolophus ferrumequinum (greater horseshoe bat)
Lineage: Eukaryota; Metazoa; Chordata; Mammalia; Chiroptera; Rhinolophidae
Gene: SLC16A3
Product: solute carrier family 16 member 3
Exons: 6
Coding region: 259-1656 (465 amino acids)
Biological process (GO): monocarboxylic acid transport; transmembrane transport
Cellular component (GO): membrane
Molecular function (GO): monocarboxylic acid transmembrane transporter activity
Source: RefSeq, a predicted model, not a curated record